Molecule: messenger RNA, 1038 nt
Organism: Toxotes jaculatrix (banded archerfish)
Lineage: Eukaryota; Metazoa; Chordata; Actinopteri; Toxotidae
Gene: gsta.1
Product: glutathione S-transferase, alpha tandem duplicate 1
Exons: 7
Coding region: 120-797 (225 amino acids)
Biological process (GO): glutathione metabolic process
Molecular function (GO): glutathione transferase activity
Source: RefSeq, a predicted model, not a curated record
CUGACAAUAUAAAGUUAUAUAACGACUUUAACUUUACUUUCUCUGUUCACAGGGAUUUGGGAUUUCUCCACAUCGGCCCGCACAGAUUUACAGAAUUACAAUUCCAAAAUACAAGAGCCAUGCCUGGAAAAGUUGUGCUGUACUACUUCAAUGGGAGAGGGAAAAUGGAGUCAAUCCGUUGGCUUUUGACAGUUGCAGAAGUUGAGUUUGAUGAGGUGAUCCUGACUACCCGUGAGCAAUAUAAAAAACUCCUCAGUGAUGGAGCUCUCAUGUUUCAGCAGCUUCCUUUGGUGGAAAUCGAUGGAAUGAAGCUUAUCCAGACAAAGGCAAUCUUGAAUUACAUCGCAGAGAAGUACAAUCUUCAUGGAAAAGAUCUCAAAGACCGUGUCAUGAUCAACAUGUACUCAGAGGGGCUGAAUGAUCUCAUGGAAAUGAUGAUGCUGUUGCCCUUCACCGCAGCCGCAGAUUUAAAAUCAAAACUGGACACUAUACAAAGCAAAGCAAAAGAGCGCUACCUGCCUGUGUUUGAAAAGGUGCUGUCUGGGCCCGUAUACCUGGUGGGAGGUAAACUAAGCAUUGCAGACGUGCAGCUGGUUGAAUGCUCCCUGAUGCUGGAGGAGAAAUUUCCUGAUAUCCUCUCGGGGUUUCCAAACAUCAAGGCUUUCCAGGGCAGGAUGACUCAGAUUCCUGCCAUCAGCAGGUUCCUGCAGCCAGGCAGCAAGAGGAAGCCACAGUCAGGUGAAAUCUAUGCGAAGACUGUCAUGGAGGUGUUCAACGUCAAACCACCAUGGCCAUGAGCCCUGUAAAAGACCUGGCACGCCCUGCACAAAGGCAACCUGAAUGUUUCAUUAUGCAAGUGUAGCACAACAUAUAGUAUAGUACAACCUGCAGAAAGAUUACAUUUGCUCGUCUAUGUUGAGAUGAAUACUGCACUAAGAUAAGAGAACAAAUCUCCUUAGAAUCACAGGAAUGUUUGUAAUCUUUUACUGCAUAUCAGUGUUUUUAAUGUGAAAAGUUUACUAAACAGUUUAAUUCUAA